CCGGGGUCGCCGAGCGCGCGGCGGGAAAUUAUUUCCCAGCUCCCGGACUAGUGAGGCGGCGAGUGCGGCCGCGGCUGCCGUCUUCCCCUGCCACCGCCGCCACCCGACGGAAGCAGCCCAGACUCUCCGGCCGGGAAGAUGGAAGAUGGUGCCCCAAAGCAUAUCAUCCAGAUGACAGGAUUUAAAAUGGAAGAGAAGGAAGCUCUUGGCAAAUUGCUUUUAAAACUAGAUUGUACUUUUAUUAAGAGUGAGAAAUACAAAAAUUGUACACAUCUUAUAGCUGAACGCCUAUGUAAGAGUGAAAAAUUCUUAGCUGCUUGUGCAGCAGGAAAAUGGGUACUAACUAAGGACUACAUAAUUCAUAGUGCCAAAAGUGGCAGAUGGCUUGAUGAGACAACUUAUGAAUGGGGAUAUAAAAUUGAAAAAGACUCCCAUUAUUCACCUCAAAUGCAAUCUGCACCUAAAAGAUGGCGGGAAGAGCUGAAACGCACCGGUGCUCCAGGAGCCUUCCACAGAUGGAAAGUUGUUCUCCUUGUUAGAGCUGAUAAAAGAAGUGAUUCUCUUGUAAGAGUUUUGGAGGCUGGAAAAGCAAAUGUUAUUUUACCAAAAGGUUCACCUAGUGGAAUAACUCAUGUGAUUGGCAGUAAUGCAAGAAUCAAAGCUGAACAAGAAAGAGAUAACUUUAAGGCUCCAUUUUUUCCAAUUCAGUAUUUAGGAGAUUUUCUUUUAGAGAAAGAGAUUCCGAAGGAUGAAGAUUCCCAUUCUAGAUCUUUUUGGAAUAAGCUUAGCAAUCAAGAAAAACACAGAAGUUUCAGGAAAGAUGCAAGAUUUGUUGAAAUGAAAGGUGCCUUAAGGGAGACCAGAUGUAGAAUUCAGAAAGAAUUGCACCAUCAUGUUGAAGAAUGUAACGUCAGUUCUGUUUUGAUUGACCAUCACAAAAAAGACAAGCUUAGAGAGUCCAGCAAAGAUUUGAAAUUUAUAAAAAUGAGAAAUGCCUUAGGAAGACACACAUAUGGAAUUAAGAAGGAAAUUAAGAAAAAAGAUGAAGAUAUUCAAAGAAGUUAUACUCUGAGGAAAAAAUAUAAAAAAGAAAAAGAAAGAAGCUACAGAAAGGACAUGGAACAUCACAAAAUUAAAAGUACCUUAAGAAAGCACAUAUAUAAAGAGCAGAAAGAAAUGAAGAGCUCUGUUUUUGCUGGUCAUGCCAAAGUAUCAAAAACCAAGGACGUUCGGAUGGAUGUGGAUAUUGUUGAAAUAAAAAAUGCCUUACGGAAGCAUAUAUAUAGAGCUCAGGCUAUCAGGUACAACUGCAUUCGAAUAGAUAAACAGCCAGUCUACAGUGUGGAGGUUAAAAAUGCUGAGUUUCCCAGAGGUGUGUUAAAUUUAAUUGAAAGCCUCAUAGAAGGACAGUUUUUUAAGGAAGCAAUUGAGGAACUUUCCUCUUUGCAAGCACAUUAUAUUCCCCCUGUAUGCCUUCUUCGUGCUCUUCUAGAGAACAUUCUACAGGAUAACAUAGAUACAUUUUCUGGUCGAUACUUUCACAUAUUGUCAGCUCUUCUUCACUUGCAUCCUCCUUGGAAGUCCCCAGCCAUGUCACGAUACUACUUAGAAUUGUUUCAGUGUCCAACUUGUAUGAAAGGAGCGUGGUCUUUAUUUGAAGUGCUGAUCAGAUCUUGCCUUUUCAAUGAGAGCUUUUGUCACCAGCUUUCAGAAAGUACCAUUGAGUCUAAGGUGCUCCACCUGACACUACUCAAAUUUUUCUUUAAUUUAGUUGAAAGUGAAGUGAGACAUCUGAGUCAAAGGUUGUGCGACUGGUCAGAUUCUCAGAGUCUGAAAAUAACAGGAAAGGCAAUUCUUCUUGAAAUUUUUUGGUCAGGGAGUGAGACCUCUGGACUUUUGACCAAACCACUAAAUAUGCUUUUGGAGUGGACUAUAUAUUCUCACAAGGAAAAAAGCAAGUCUAAUGAUGUCUUCAAACAUGAACUAGCUUACCUGUUGACUGGCAUCCUUGGAGCGGCAAUAGAUUAUUGGAUCUUCCUGGGUCUAAAGAUGGGUAGGAAUGUUAUGCGGCACAUGUCUGACGACUUAGGCAGUUAUGUUUCCCUCUCAUGUGACGACUUUUCUUCACAGGAAUUGGAGGUGUUCAUUUGUUCCUUUUCCUCCUCCUGGCUUCAGAUGUUUGUUGCUGAGGCAAUCUUUAAAAAGUUGUGUUUGCAGAGCUCCAUCAGUAUUUCUUCUGAACCACUAUCUCUUCAUAAAAUGGUAUAUUCCUAUUUACCAGCUUUGGGGAAAACUGGUGUGCAUGGGUCUGGAAAGAUGCAGGUACCAAAAAAAACAGGACAGCGGCCUUGCCUUGAGUCUCCACGGGCUUUACUAAUGUUGAAUGGUGCUAAACAGAAACCAGGUGAAGGAGUGCCAGAGUUACCAGAGCUGAGCCUUGCUAAAUGUUCCUCAUCAUUAAAAAGACUGAAAAAGAAAUCAGAAGGAGAGUUGUCAUGUUCCAAGGAGAAUUGCCCCUCUUUAGUUACAAAGAUGAAUUUUCACAAGACUAAUCUAAAAGGAGAAACAGCCCUCCAUAGAGCUUGCAUAAAUAACCAAGUGGAGAAACUGAUUGUUCUUCUCUCUCUGCCAGGAAUAGACAUCAAUGUUAAAGACAAUGCUGGCUGGACGCCUUUGCAUGAAGCCUGUAACUAUGGAAACACAGUGUGUGUCCAGGAAAUUUUGCAGCGUUGUCCAGAGGUAGAUCUGCUCACUCAAGUGGACGGGGUGACUCCUUUGCAUGAUGCACUGUCAAACGGACAUGUAGAAAUUGGCAAGCUGCUACUUCAGCAUGGGGGCCCUGUGCUUUUACAGCAGAGAAAUGCUAAGGGGGAAUUGCCCUUGGAUUAUGUGUUAUCAUCGCAGGUCAAAGAAGAACUAUUUGCUGUUACAAAAAUAGAAGACACAGUGGAAAACUUCCACGCACAAGCAGAAAAACAUUUCCACCACCAACAACUUGAAUUUGGCUCAUUUUUACUUAGUAGGAUGUUGCUGAACUUUUGUUCAAUUUUUGAUUUAUCUUCAGAGUUCCUUUUAGCUUUCAAAGGGUUAACACAUCUAAAUGAGCUGCUGGUGGCUUGUAAAAAUUAUAAGCAAGCUACCAGUGCUCAUACUGAUUGGUUACUGGAUCUUUAUGCUAGAAAUAUAAAGACAUUGCAGAAGCUCCCAAAUAUCCUUAAGGAACUGCCUGAGAACUUACAAGUGUGUCCUGGAGUACACACUGAGGCCUUACUGGUGACAUUGGAAAUGAUGUGUCGGUCAGUCACAGAGUUUUCUUGAUGAUGCCAGAAAAAUGAGUCAACCAUUCUAAACCCUCUCCACUUGCUGUGUUAUUUACUAUGGACUCCUUAAGUUAUUAACAAAUAUUAAUGUAAUUUAUUUAUUGGUAGAAUUUUUAGUCUUGCUAAAUUUUAAAAGCACUUAAAGAACUUCGGCAAAACUCUAGGAUAGGCUUCUUAUAUUAGUAUAGUAGAAUUUGACUCAAAAGUGAAAAGUAGUUUUGUUUGAUAUACACUGCUUUCAUUAACCUUUAUUAUUACAUGUUGUUUUAAGAGUGAUUAUUUAUUUAUAUUGUAUGUGUAAGAUUUUUUAUUUAAAUAUUUUUCCAAAUCAAACUGUAAUGUUCUGAUUCUUGGUGUUCCAGGUCUUAGAAUCAUGGCAAGGGCUUCCAUGCUAAUGUGUUCUCCAUUUCUUCUUCUCUUAAGCAGAUAGACCGAAAUGCCUGCUUUAAUUUUGUGUAUUUCUAAAUACAUGUUUCUAAAAUUUGCAGUAAUCAUCUUGGUUUUUAAGUGCAUUAAAUUGAAUAUGCAAAGUUUGACAAUGACGAUCUCUUGAUCUAUUUUAUUUUAGGCGUUUAUGUUGAAAGUGUAUUUCUAUUUCGUGUAACCAGUGUUCUGUAACUGAUAACAUUCUGAUUCAUAAUGUUUUAUUUCAAAUUAAGAUUACAAACGGCAACCAAAAAUAGAUUUCAGAUUAUCUCAAAUCUUAAUGCACCGUAUGAAUUUACAGAGCCUUAGCAUUUCAACCUGCAAUUUUUUCCUAAUAGUAGUUUAUAGUAAAACUAACAAAAGGGUGUGGAUAAUAACCACUUGUGAAAUUGAAGUUGCUUCACUAGAGGAAUAAGUUACAUUGUGAUACAGCUGGAAAAGAAACAUUAAAACUUCCAUUUAGCUUUUAUGUAACUAAAGUGAUAAUCUCAUAGCAAUUAAUCUGCUAAGGAAGCACACUUUAGUUUUAUCUUAGAAAUAGAUCUUUUAACAAGAACCAAUUGCCCAGUAUUUUAUUACAGGAUUCUUACUCUGAACUGAAAAUUGCUUUAUUAAUAUAUCAGCUGUUAAUAAAAAUUAAGUUUUUUCCCCAUAUAUUUCAAAUAAGUACUUUUCUAGAUAUAUACUAUUAAAAAAUGCGAAUCAUAACUAUCUAGCCUUCAAAUGUGUAACAUCAUACAGAUUUCUUCCUAUUUAUGCAACCUGUCAGCAUUUCAGACAAAACAUUGUGUAGCAGAGAUUAAGUAAUUCUAAAAUACCAAGAUUGAAGUACUUUUGCUAUGAGUUAAAACAUUUUUAUUCAUCUACUAGCCACUUUAUCUCACUUGUGAAGUGCAUUUGGGAUAGUUUGCUUAGUAAACUUACACGUUUAAUUAGAGACUUAGACAUCAGACAGAUAUCAUUUCAAAGUCUUUUCUGAUUUCUAGGUUACCAAUUAAUUACAAGACAAGUUCCUUUUUAAGUUUUUAUUUUCUAACCUGUCAAAUGGAUAUAGCACCAGGAGGGGUUUUUGUUUUUGUUUGUUUUGCUGUGAUAGGAUUAAGCUGCCCUAUACUUUAUGUGGCAUUAAUAAAUGUUACUUCCAUUCUAGUGCCCUUUUUUGUUAGUUGUUGGAGUCGCACCCAGUGGUGCUCAGGGAUGUGUGAGCAAGACGUGGCCUCUUCCUGUUGAGCCUUAACUUCAGAGUUUCUUUCUAAAUCUCUUAACCCUUUGUUACAAUCAAUUAAGUAAAAAAGUAGUAACUGCUUAAGCUGGUAAUUAUUUGAAGGAAUAAAAUAACAAGUUAUAUGUUUUUACGGUUAAAAAGUUUUCUAGUCAAAUGUUAAGUAUCUAUGGAGUUGCAUUUAGUAGUAAAAUAUUUCAUAGCUGUUCUCUAUCAUCUUCGACGAACCAUGGACCUGUGAGUAUUUAUUAAGCCCUCUGAAACCGUUGAGUUCUGUGUCUCUAAGAAAGUGUCAUUGCAAUUUUAUUCUUAUUCAAAAUUAAAACUUAGGCCUGGCAAUGUGGCUCAAUGGUGGAGCAUAUGCCUUGACUGUGUGAAGCCCUGGUGGGUUCUGUUCUUCGUAUCACACACAGGCACAAAAAAUAUAACUUAGUUAAUAAUUCAGUAAAUGUAAAUGAUUUUUAACUUGCAAUGACAAAUUUUAUCUCCAAUAUUAUUUUAGUCAGCCUAACAAUUCCAUUGCUUUCUAUCACUUCCUCUCCACCCCAUCCUCUUCCCUUCCUUCUAUAGUUGUGAUGGCUAAAGGUCACACACAUAAUUGGUGGUGGGGCUCACACAUUUGCUGAAGGUUGCAUAUCUGGUUGUUGCUCAUGGUGAUCACUGUGACUGGCACACAUUUAAUCGCAGUGCGUGCCAAGGGUCACAUUUCUGGCCGUGAGACUUGCACAUCUUUAGUUGUGCCUCCUCCACACACCUGACUGGGCUCACUGUUUCACCACCUGGGAUCCCUGUUGCAACUGCUCUUGGCAUAGGUGAUUAGCACCAGCAGUCCCACUCUCGUGGAAGGCAGGCGCUGCCAGUCUCCUAACCAUUGCUUUAAGUCUUUGAGAUAGAAGAAGUAAAAAUUCCAAGUGCUAGCUUUCCAGUUAUAGAUGGCUCAAAGUUGCAGCUGCUGAAAACCAGUCUGAGUAAUCCUGUUCAUUUGUUCUUCACCAGAUUUCAUAUCAUAAGUCAAUGGAAUUGUUAGCAAAAAAUAAAGUCUAUCGAAGCCUAUGACAGUGUGAAUAAAGCCUGAAGGUGAUUUCUGAGCUGUUAAUAUUUAGUUUUCCCUCUGCACAGUUCCCACAAUAUAGGGAAUAUAAACUUUUUUUAGAAUGUUCGAUGACAGUUCUUGAGAAAAAGUCUCUGGAAAGUUAGAGUUUUCUAGUUUGCUAGUUCUUAAUUUUACUGUGUAAAAUAGAGAAGUUCAAGAAUAUAAAUUUUCUCAUGUCACUAGCUCUAUGAUAAACAGAGGAACAUCCCCUAACGAGUCCGUUGCAUAAGUUAAGUUACUAGUGUUUUAACUUCAUUUCUCAAACACCAACUAUGUAUGAAAUAUUUUGCCUAACUGAACUCACAAAAGUCUGUGGUAAACUUGACAUAUUUUAUUAUCUUUUAAAUAAGCUGCUGAAAAAUAGUUUGCUUAGUCAUUUGUAUUCCUUAUUAGUCUUUAAAUGAAUAUUCAAGGGACUGAUAAAUUCUUUGAUCAGUAUGAUUUUAACAGUGGAUAAAAUGUGAACAUGCUUUUGCAAUCUUAGUGAAAUAAACAUUGGAACUUUUUUAUAUAAAUGCCAGGAAAUAUUUGCCAUUUUUGUUAUGCUGUUGUCACACAUUAACUUAAUGAAUACCUUCACAUGCGAAAAUUGUUGGUGGAAAGUGCAAUCUAUAUGCAUGCGUUUAUACACUUCCCCAGUGAAGUGAUGAACUUGAUGAGAGCCUGUCACUGUUGCUCCUUAAUCAGUAGGACCAGGUCAUCUUUGAGUGACAUGUGGCUCUCUUCCCCUCAGGCAUUCAUCAUCAGGCUUUUUUGCCAAUUGCACCUCCUGCUGACGUGAAGCUCGAAAAACUGAGAAUGAUAAUUGUUUUUAUAACAAAUGUGGAUUGAGUUAAAAAGGUCAAUGAUGGCAUUAUUGGAAUUAGGCUUUGCCUGGUGAUGUCAGAAUUGGAGACAUGAAAUAGUUACUACUUCUUGUAAAUCAAAUUGUUUUUAAAAAUUUACCUUGUAGAUGAAAAUGGAAUGUGAUGGAAGAAUAUUCUUUUGUGGUCAGUUGCUUUGAUCUAGAAUUAAACAUUGGGCU
This is a messenger RNA of Sorex araneus (European shrew), 7085 nucleotides long. RefSeq names its product SMC5-SMC6 complex localization factor 1 (gene SLF1). The coding region runs from base 139 to 3318 and encodes 1059 amino acids. Lineage: Eukaryota; Metazoa; Chordata; Mammalia; Eulipotyphla; Soricidae. The record is from RefSeq and is a predicted model, not a curated record. Gene Ontology annotation, molecular function: protein binding. Gene Ontology annotation, biological process: positive regulation of double-strand break repair. The transcript is spliced from 21 exons.